This is a messenger RNA of Paraglomus brasilianum, 562 nucleotides long. Lineage: Eukaryota; Fungi; Glomeromycota; Glomeromycetes; Paraglomerales; Paraglomeraceae. The record is from the annotation of a GenBank genome assembly.
CCCAGAGUUGAGACAGUAUUUCACACGACAAUGGUGGGGAUACAUAUUUUUGUGGGGAAACAUUAAUAAGAGAGUUGCUGAUUGUACCAGAAGAACAACAGCAACAAUUGAAGUACAGCACAAGAUAUUGAAGACAUUUGACAUUACCAAAAAAAAUUUGGCCAUUGAUGAGUAUCUUCUCCAACACACAUCCAUAAUUAGUGCAAAUCAAUUAAUUCUGGCCAAAAAAUUGCUGUUCAAAAGUUCUAUAAUGGAGUUGAAACAAAGAAAGUUAGAAAAACCUGAUGAUGAUGAGAAAUGGUCAAAAAAUCUGAUCAAACUGGAUGAGUCCAAGUUGCAGUUCCUUGAAGCCUUCAGGAAUGUUUAUAAUGACUGUGGAACAACACAGACAAAAUGUGCAAGGGAGAUUAGAGACAUUUCAGGCGGUAAGAGCAAGAUACAACAAUCCGUAGUGUUGAGAAUGCUGCGUAAAACUUACUUUCCCAAAGAGCCAGCAACAUUGCAGGCUGUCAAAAGUUGGAUGACAAUGAAAAAGCAAGGGAAAAUAUAUUUGGAUGAGUAA